AUGGAAAACGGCGCCUCCGAGGGCAAAGACCCCUCCGCAUUUCUGACUGAGAUCACUGGCGCCCCCGUCACAGUCAAAUUGAAUUCUGGAGUGGUCUACAAAGGCGAGCUGCAGUCCGUUGACGGCUAUAUGAACAUCGCCCUAGAGAAGACGGAGGAGUAUGUCGAUGGCAAGCUGAGACGGAGCUAUGGCGAUGCGUUUGUGAGGGGAAAUAAUGAAACCACCACGCCGUUCCCAGCUUCGUAUUUACUAUGA
This is a messenger RNA of Paracoccidioides lutzii Pb01, 255 nucleotides long. RefSeq names its product LSM domain-containing protein. The record is from RefSeq and is a predicted model, not a curated record. Gene Ontology annotation, cellular component: P-body; U4/U6 x U5 tri-snRNP complex; nucleolus. Bases 1 to 255 code for a protein of 84 amino acids. Gene Ontology annotation, biological process: mRNA splicing, via spliceosome; maturation of SSU-rRNA. Gene Ontology annotation, molecular function: RNA binding. The transcript is spliced from 3 exons.